AUGUUGCGUGUCGCUUUCCUCGUUGUUAUCACUGUGGCUGCCGCUUGCGGCGUUUCCCCAGUCCAAGCGGGCGGGGCACUGCAGAGCGAGGGAUAUCGUCACUCCAUCGAACAGCUACAAGUUGGUGAAUACUACAAGCCUUCUGUUGUUGAAGGAUCUGGUGUUCCAAACACCACAGCAUUAUUCCACCGUUCCCCAUGUCCGGCACUUAACGCGCUGGCCAACCACGGCUAUCUACCUCGCAACGGGCAGGACAUUGCUAAGGGCGUAUUGAAGGCUGCGAUCAUGAGCGUGUUCAACAUGGCCAAUGACACGGCUACCACGCAAGUUGGUCAAGUUCCCGACGUCUUUUCACUCGACUUUUUGAGUAAGCACAACGCCCCCGAACAUGACGCGUCCCUCGUGCAUACGGACGCGUAUUUCGGCCACGACCCGAUGGAGGUGAACAUGACACUGGCCGACGACGUGUUCAGUCGUGCUGACAGCAAUGACAGGAUCAAUACUACUGCGAUCGCCCGGGUUCGGAAGGAUCGUGCCUCAUUGUGUGAGACCUCUAACCCGGAGUGCACCUUUGGGGAAGGCGAGAAAAAGAAGUCAUUCUUGCAGGCGGCCUUGCUUCUCAAGGCGUUGGGUGAAGGUGAUUUCAUUUCUGUCGAACACGCGAAAUCGUUCCUUGUCGACGAAAAAAUCCCUGCUGACUUCGUGAAAUCCAAAGAACCCGUCUCACUGGCAGUACUCAGUGCGAAGUCGGCUGAGCUCGUUGCAUUGGCGUCGUAA
Molecule: messenger RNA, 777 nt
Organism: Phytophthora nicotianae INRA-310
Lineage: Eukaryota; Oomycota; Peronosporomycetes; Peronosporales; Peronosporaceae
Exons: 1
Coding region: 1-777 (258 amino acids)
Molecular function (GO): peroxidase activity
Source: RefSeq, a predicted model, not a curated record